UGUUUAGGAUUUAGAGUUUUGGCUAAUUUUUCAAUUAUUUCCCUUUAAUAGGAAGAUUUUUCUUCUGGGUUCGGCGAUUUUCGUGCCAUUGCUUUACUAUUACGCCAGUUUUCGCUGCUCGUAACAUGUCAUUGUUUUACCACAACAAGAAGAAGAAGAAUGUUUGAAAAAACCAAGAAGGUCAUGAAGGGCUCCGUCAGUGAAGAAGACAUCUCCACUCUCCUACAAAGGUAUACGGCGACGACAGUGCUUGCACUGCUUCAGGAAGUGGCGCAUUGCCCUGAUGUUAAGAUCGAUUGGAACACGUUGGUGAAGAAUACUUCAACUGGGAUUUCUGAUGCUAGGGAAUAUCAGAUGCUAUGGCACCAUUUAGCCUAUCGCCACGCUUUGCUCGGUAAAUUGGAAUAUGGGGCAUCUCCUCUGGAUGAUGAUAGUGAUUUAGAAUAUGAAGUUCAAGCUUUUCCCACAGUUAGUAGUGAAGACUUGACAGAGGCUGCAGCAUGUGUGAAGGUACUGGUUGCCUCUGGUUUACCAAGUGAGUCUAGUCUCCCAGCUAGCUCAAUAGUUGAGGCUCCAUUAAUUAUAAAUAUUCCUAAUGGUCCGUCAUCUAGGGCUUCUUCCGAAAAUUUAGAAGCCACUUGUUCAAUGCAAGGAAGGAACAUUACUGUUCCUGUUUCUAUUCAGAAACUGCCCCUUCCUGCAGCCACACCUGCUGAAGGAUUGGAUGCGAAUGGAUCAGCCAGUGGCAGCAUGCCUACUCGUAGGAAAAGAAAGCCUUGGUCAGAGGCAGAGGAUAUGGAAUUGAUUGCUGCCGUGCAAAAAUGUGGUGAAGGAAAUUGGGCUAAUAUUUUAAGGGGAGACUUCAAGGGUGAUAGGACUGCUUCACAGCUAUCUCAGAGGUGGGCUAUUAUCAGGAAGCGACGUGGCAACUUGAGUGUGGGACCCAACUACUCUGGGUCACAACUUUCUGAAGCUCGGCGGGCAGCUCAUCAUGCAAUGUCCCUAGCCCUUGAUAUGCCAGUUAAAAACUUAGCAGCAGCACGCCCUGCUGGCACAAAUACACCCAGUAAUUCUGUGCUUCCUCCUAUAAGUACUGCCAGUGGCGUUAUACAAGCCCAAGACCAGACUCAAGAAGGCUGUGACCCUACAAAAUCCUCUCCGAUUGGAUCAUUGGGUUCCAUAGCAAAAUCUCGAGUAUCCUCUAUAAAACCCUCAACAAAGCCUACCAUGGGUUUAGAUUCUGCGUUGAGAGCAACUGCAGUUGCUGCUGGGGCCCGCAUUAUCUCUCCAUCAGAUGCUGCAUCAUUUAUUAAGGCUGCUCAAGCGAAGAGUGUUGUCCAUCUCAAACCCACAGGUAAUUCUUCAGCCAAAUUGCCGAUGCCUAGCGGCAUUUCACUUCAGCCAGAGACUCGAAGUAAUGUACACUCUGUUUGUGCUGGCCCUGAAGCCAAACCAUGUUCCCCUCAUGCGGGCACCGUCACAAAUAUUGCUUCACAUCCUGGUUCAGUACAGGUUGCCUUGCCCAUAGUUCAGCAUAGUCCAUCCACUUUUGCCACAUCAUCGAAUAUGUCAUCUGAACAGACUAAUGCUCUUAUCUCUAGUCUGCCCUCUGAAGUCCUGCCAACGCAAGAGGUUAAGACCACAGAAGAGAUCAAAGUUUCUAGGCCAGUUUAUUCACCCAAAAAAGAAGUUCUAGAAGAUGGAUCUAUUGUUUAUCAAAAUGUAGAGAGAGAGCAAGUUAAAGAAGAUAGAGCGCUUUCACUGGGCAUGAAGGCAGAAUUCAAGAAACAAAGGACUGAUGUUAAAAAUCCUGAUGGUUCUUUGAACACGAAGACAGCGGAAAGUGAUCUCAUAGUCGUUGACAACCAGGCUGAGGCUAGACAAGUCGAAAAUGAUAACUUUAUGAUGGGUUCGCCAGUUAGAGGUAACAGUCAUUCUACUCUUGAGGUGAACUGUGAGAAUCAAGGCAUACAUGAGAAAUGCGCAGAUUCAUUAACAACAAUAUCAGAUGGAUGCGUUGAAAAGCUGGAAGUCUUGUGCAAAAAUGAGGCUGGCAAUGAGAUUGAGGGGGAGAAUAAUGUCAAGUAAUUUGUACAAUUUGUAAAUUUAGAUAUUAAAAAAUAGUGGAAAUUAAAUGGUGAAAUGAAUAUCUUUGUCAAUGGUGUAAA
This is a messenger RNA of Juglans microcarpa x Juglans regia, 2168 nucleotides long. RefSeq lists its product as uncharacterized. NCBI's taxonomy places the organism in Eukaryota, Viridiplantae, Streptophyta, Magnoliopsida, Fagales, Juglandaceae. The record is from RefSeq and is a predicted model, not a curated record. The transcript is spliced from 6 exons. Bases 160 to 2088 code for a protein of 642 amino acids.